AACAGAAAGGCAAGCCCCUAGAUAUUAGCUGCUUUCCUUUCCCCUGCACAAGGGGUGCUUCCUCUGCUGAAGCCUAUUCGCACAGGUCUAAUGGUUCUAGGUUAGGCCUCAUUGGAGGCUGCUUUUUCUCCGUCCUCGCAAUGCGAUUCAUGCACCGAUCGUGCUUGUAAAUUUCGAAAGUGCAAGCACCCGCAUUCUUCUUAUCUAUGUCCCUUCGGCCGAUUAGUCCAGCAGGUUAGCCCAGCCGGUUAUUCCAGCCUCCGUCUAGUCCAGCCGGUUAGUCUCCGAUGGCUUUCCGGCAGGGCGGAGCGGGCGAGUCACGGGGGGGUCCGAGUCGCCCCGAGGGUCCGCCGCGAAUAAAGGACGGCAGCUGGAUAUCCGCCGACGCCAGGAACCGGCCGUCCGCGUGGGCGUCGCAGAUGGGGCGCGCGAAGCGCCUGAAGCCGCGCAUGUGGAAGAGCGCGUUUGACUCGGAGGGGCGUCUGGUGCGCAUGCCCCAAGUGCUCAAGGCGAUUUUGGAAGGGGGAGUGGACAAGUCGAUCCGGGGCGAGGUAUGGGAGUUCCUCCUGGGCUGCUUCUCGCUGGAGUCCACUGCGGAGGAGAGGAACUACGUGCGCGAAGCCAGGAGGGAGCGCUACCAGCAGCUGCUGCUGCAGUGUCAACAGAUGCACAGAAACGUGGGCUCGGGCCACCUGGCCUUCGCUGUGGGAACCCGCAUCAUGGACGUGCGCAUCAUCCACCCUGGAAACACCCCGGGAAACUCAGGAAAUACCCCCGGAAGCAGCAGCGUCAACAACCCGUCCCCUGCCACCACGUCUCCUAGCGGGGGGGCAGGGGGAAGUGGCGGGCGGGGGAGAGGGGGGGGCGGGAGCAGCAGCAGAAGCAACACCCCCCCUGAUCGGAGCGUGCUAGGGGGAGCAGGGGCUAGGAGUUCAGCAAGUGGGGGCAGCAGUGACUUGCGCUACCCCUCAAGACAAUACUCUGAGAGAGGGUCUGCUGGAAGCUCUACUCAGCUUAGGCUAGACCAGUUGAUAGAGGAGGGCGGGCCUAGGCUUAGCUCCUUCUCUUCCUUCUCUUUUAGUUGUGACGUUGAUGAGGAGGACGAGGAGGAUUUGGAGGAGGAAGGGGAGGAGGGGGACGGGGAGGGUGAGGGGCAGGAGGGGGUGAGGGAUACUGACGAGGAGGAAGAGGAGGAGGAGGAGGGGGGAGAGCGGGGAGAGGGGGAGGGACGGCGAGGGGGUGGCGGAGAGAAGGGGGAGGGCGUGGAGGGGGAGAUAGGGGUUAGGGAUAGUCCAAGGGGAAAGAGAGCUGUUAAAGACGAAGGGGUGGGGGAGAGGGAGGCGAGGGAGAGGAGAAGGGCCGAAAGCAGACGACGGAGCGAGGAGCAUCAGAGGAAGGCUGGGGGGGGCGCAGCUGAGCAGAAGGUGCGGUGGACGAGGCUGCUGCAGGGAGUGGUGAAGGACAUCAAGAAGAAGGAGAGCAAGUCAGUGCUGCUCGCCUCUAGCUCCUCUGUAGAUAGCCCUACCGGUGCUUCCGGCCCUUCUGGCCCUUUAGGACUUUCAAGCUCGUCCUCCCACCCGUCCUCGUCCACUGCCCUCUACCACCGGCCACAGGACCACCACCGGUACUCAGACUCCCAUAAGGCUCUGGAUGUGCCACUUGCGAAGAGCUUCAGUAGCAGUUUGCCUGCAACAGGGGGGAUGGGGAAGCUGGCUCGCCCAUGGAUAGGAGGCGGAGGGGGAGGAGGAGUGGGGGGAGGGGGAGGGAGGGUAGGCACAAGGAGAAGGCUGCGGAAGGUGCUGAGUGCGGAUUGGGGGAGCACGUCACUGGACGAGCUGCUGGGCGGCAAGGGCUUGGCUGCUAGCGCCAGCACCAACCUCCCUGCUUCGACCACCCACCCAACCCCUCCCCCUGGGCCUUUCCCUGCUGGGCACGCUGCUGGUUUAACCGGUUCCGGUGCUUCUGGCCCUGCCUCUUCUUCUGCCCGUUCGCACGCCUCCACUCCCCCCCUCAGCACCUCAUCUGCAGCUGCAUCCCCCUCCCCUCCUCCGCCCUCCUCCCGCCCUCCUCCUCCCUCCUCACCCACCGGCCCGACAGCGCUGGCUCCUCGUCCUCCUCUCGUCGCUCCCAGAGGAACAGGGGCAGCAGCAGUGCCAUCUCCAUCAACAGCUGCUGCUGCUGCAGGUUUUAUGGGGGCAGCAGGAGCAGCAGGAAUGGCAGUAGGAGUGGAGUUAGAUACAGGAGCAGCGGUGGGGGGGGCACAAGAGGAGGUUGAGGGUCCGAGCACGCCGAGAGGCAUGGGAGAGAGUAGAGCAGCAGGCCGAACAGGGGAAGGCAGAGGAGGAGGGGAGUCUGGGGGUCCAGAUGGGGAGGAGAGCGGUGGGGAUGGGAAGGGAAGCAUGGAGCGAGGAACAGGAGGAGAAGGAGGGGGAGCAGGGAAAGGAUUGGAAGGGAGUGCAGGUGGAGGCAUGAACACGAGCACGAGCAUUGGUGGCAUCAGCGGCAGCAGCAGCCAGGCGGCGGAUCAGAGGCAGAGCAUUCUGCAGGCGUACAUGCAGAGGAAGAGCUUCAAUGGGAAGAACCCCACUGCUGAGCAGGUGUGGGCGUGGAUCCUCGGGCAUGAUGACGAGGAUGAGGGGGAAGGGGGGGGAGGGGGGAGAGAGGGAAGGGAGGGGAGGAGGAGGAGCGGGA
Molecule: messenger RNA, 2691 nt
Organism: Closterium sp. NIES-67
Lineage: Eukaryota; Viridiplantae; Streptophyta; Zygnematophyceae; Desmidiales; Closteriaceae
Source: the annotation of a GenBank genome assembly